AUGGCAGAGCAGCAGCCAGCGGCCGACAGCCCCAGUGAGUUCUCCAUCUUCAUCGAGACUUGGAGGGGCAAAAUAAUUGAUGCGACAGUGUCUCUGGAUGACACAGUGUGGGAGCUUAAGGCCAAGCUGGUCGCACAGGGCUGCUUCCUGUCCCCUGAAAAGCUAACGCUGCACUACGACAGCGGGGAGAUGGAGGAUGACCAGACCCUGCGACACUAUGAAAUCACACCCAACAGCUUUGUGUUCCUGUUCAAAAGACUCGAUGAUAUUGAUGCCGAUGUCGAUCCUGGAUUUUCAGGAGAGCUGUCACGGGCCAAACCUGGGCUCACCACCAAAGACAAGCUGCUGGCGCUGCGUGCAGGAGGCCUCGGCUUCAGGGUGAAGUCGGCAGUGAUCGUCACCUACAGAUACGCCCCCUGGAACCAGUACCUGAGUGAGUCUGACAUGGAUAAAUGGAUGUGCGCUGGACCCCUCUUCCACAUUGAAGUGCAGCCCGGGGUCGUGCAGGAGGUGCAUCUCCCCCACUACAUCUGCCUGGCAGAAGGCGUAAAUACCACCCAGUGCUUCAUUGUCCAUUAUAAAUCUGGGGAGAAAAUUCUGGAGAGACCGACCAGACUGAUGGCUUUCUCUGCUGUCCUGGAGAAUCCCACCUUCUCACUGCUUGGUGUGCUUUGGAGAAAGUUAUUUUUCUCCUUAAAUUCAUUCCCUAUGCAUGCCUUGGUGCUGAUCUUCCAGCAGCUCAGUGCUGCACGUACGACUCUUCACCUCUACCUAAUCCCAGACGACAACUCUGUGAAGCAGGCCAUUGAAGAGGAAGAAAUGAAAUGGAAUGCAAAGCUUAUUCCCAAGCCUCCUCCUUUCAACCCUCUGUUCUUUGGCUGCGUUUACUGGGUGACCAGUACGAAGUCUGUGGAGGUAACACCUGAAACGUUCCUCCCAUUUUGCUACAAGAGUCCAAAGGAACAUCAGUUCUUUAUCGAGAUCUACAUCAGGGACAUGGAAGACGAAAUUGAUCUCCUUAUGACAGACACACGCAACAACGCUACGAUCUGGAAGGCGUUGGUGAGAUCAGGUGAUAUUAAUGUUCCUGUCUCUUUCUCCAAUACUGUGUCAGGUGCAACCUUCAUGAAGAAGCACAAGACCGAGCUUUGCUCCAGGAUGAGGCAGCUCUGCACCAUUCUGCUGCACUUACGGGACGCAAACAUCAUCAACAGCGAUGAAGAGGAGGAGGUGCAACGUGAAGAAACGAGUCAAAGGAGGAACCGAGUUUUGCUGGAGCUCACUGAGAAGAAAGGACGGAAGGCCCAGGAACAGCUCUACCAGAUCCUCCGCUUGAAAGACCCGUACCUGAUUGCAGACCUGGAGAACUCCAUCUAG
Molecule: messenger RNA, 1377 nt
Organism: Leptosomus discolor (cuckoo roller)
Lineage: Eukaryota; Metazoa; Chordata; Aves; Leptosomiformes; Leptosomidae
Source: RefSeq, a predicted model, not a curated record